Leishmania major strain Friedlin is the source of this 5553-nucleotide messenger RNA. RefSeq lists its product as hypothetical. Gene Ontology annotation, cellular component: membrane. Bases 1 to 5553 code for a protein of 1850 amino acids. The record is from RefSeq and is a predicted model, not a curated record. Gene Ontology annotation, biological process: detection of mechanical stimulus; regulation of membrane potential; cellular response to mechanical stimulus. The transcript has a single exon. Gene Ontology annotation, molecular function: mechanosensitive monoatomic ion channel activity; monoatomic cation channel activity. NCBI's taxonomy places the organism in Eukaryota, Euglenozoa, Kinetoplastea, Trypanosomatida, Trypanosomatidae.
AUGCCUGAGCUGCCGUAUGCCGUGGUGAACGGCGCGUACCUCUUCCUUGUGCUGCAGCUUCUUUUUCUGCUGGCAGUCGUGUGGCAGAGCGUUGUCGCAGCGAGUCUUCUGUUUUCGUUCGUGUCCCUCUCCUGUCUGGAGUCAGUGCGCUGGGGUGCGCUCGAUUCGGGGAAGCAGCAAAACCAAUCUCUGCAUGCUGAGGUCGUGGUCGUUAGGCCCUCAACCGCAGAGGUAAGCCGAAAACAGAACGACGGCGGCACAGAGGUGUCUGUGUCAGCGCUGCACGCCACACACAAGCCGCCUGCGCCCGACGGCUGCCGGGCAUCUUGUUACCGCUGCACGCCACCACCGCCACGCGAAGAGCGCAGCUCUGUCACGAUCGCGAGCUGCAUGAAGUGCGACGGUGACCUUGCGUCACCUGACAUGGGCCCUCCGAGUACGAGUCGUGAACGCGAGCCUUGCAGAGAUGCAGGCAACGUCUCUGCGGGGCUGUACUCUCCCAUUCCAAACGGCGCCGACAACACACUCAUCUACUUCUCCUCCGCAUCGAACGGGCCGAACACGGAGAGGCUAAUCGCAGAGAACGUGUGCACUCAAGGGGAUCAAGACGACGCGCAAGCGGAGAUGCAGCACCGGCGACGUGGCGCACCGGUGUCAAAGUCUCAGAUGCACGUGCAGUCCUUCUACCUAGCACCGCGCAGCGGGUGGGUGUUUGCAACAGCAGUGAUCAGCCUCGCCACUGUGUGCGCGUCGGUCGUCCUUUUCGGGCUUCUCUACUCGUCCAUGCAAGUCGAUGCGUCCCCCGCUGGCGCUGUCCUGCCUGGAUGGGCCACCACACCAGUGGCCAAGUCGCUCCUUACCGUUUGUGUGGGCAUCCAAGUGCACAGCUCAAAUCCAAAGCUGUGUUUUUGUGGGGCGACCGCUUGCCUCUCCGUCGUGAGCUUGACGAGCUGGUGCUUGCUUCUCUCCCGGGCUCUGGGUGGGUGUGUGCAAGGGGCUCACAAAGCGGCGUCUUUGGUCGUGGCUGGUUCGCGUGUGACGGCCACCUCCAGGUGGUCACGCGUGCGAGUUGGGUGGAACACGGCACUGCGACUCUUCACUGGCGCUGUCACAUCUGCGCCCUACUCUUUGGGAUGGGUGGGUGCAGCGGGUGUCGGACAAGGAACCGCGUUGGGGUUGCUUUCUCUGGCUGUGGUGAUGGUAGUGUUGCUUCUCUCCUCGAGCGUUGGGCGGUUGCAAAGACAGCGCGUGGGCCACCCCCGUCAACGGUUGUGGGUCCUCUACACCUGCAUGCUGCUGUGUCUUUGGGAAGUGCAGAUGGUCGUUCUGCUGCCACCAGUGCAACACUCACUCAAAGUCGCAAGUGUGUGGGCCAGGCACGGCCGCUGGCUCGCUGCUGUCGGUGCAGUGCCAGCAGCGUCCCCCGACUCGAUGCUCCGCUGGCGUAUCGUUCAGGCCAUUGGAUUGUGGUGGGCGGGGACGGAGUUUGUCUGCUACCACGCCGCCGCCCCAGCGACUUCUCAGGUGGCAUCUCUCAAAGGCGGACAGAAGCUGCGAGCGCUUCUUUUGCGAGAACUUGCGCAGAGGGAUGAAAAUCAGUGGUCACGUGCCGUCAACCAGCAGCGCGCGGCGCACGGCAAGCUGCAGCAGCUUCGGCUUGAACGAGACAUCUAUCUUUAUCGGCCUUCGCGAGCAGGUAGCAACGAUUGGUGGCGACACGCGCAACGCGGCAGGUCGGACAGGAGCGCACAUGCACCGUUUGGCAGCAACGUCAGCCACUGUUGCUGGCUGUGCAGAGAUGACCCACAGCACCUACCGACCUCCGUCGGUGGUGGCCGCCGCGACGGGCACGAGUGCAACCCGACCCUCUUCCACAAUGGGCCUGCCCCUUCCAGCGCUGCAGGGGUGCACGCGCACGACACUUGUUGGACCGCUGCUGCAGUGGGAAGCAGCUCGCUCUACUCGAACGCGUCCGUGUACGACUGCCUCGCGGGGAUACGCGCGCCAUGGCAGCACUCCGAGAACGCCUCAGCGCAGCCGAGCCCGGCGAGCGCGGAAGGCGACUCCGCAGCGGUGCUAGUCACCGCGACCGCAGCCGUGGUGCUGAGCGAAAGCGCGGCCGAACCGCUGAAACUCCACAACCUCGAGGUGGAGCGUCCGCUGUACAUGUGGCAGGGGUGGGCCCGGGCGCCAACACGAAGUCCCUGUAAAGACGGAGGGGACGGAGACGAGGAUGACACUGGCGUCCGCCAUAGCAGCUGUGGGUCCUACAGCAACGGAGAGCACCGCGCAUAUCGGUGGAGCCCGCCUCCGUCACACUCGAGUGCGCACUCUCCUUACACCUUUUCUGUUACCACGUCGAUCCCCCUCCCGGGCCACUCGCGGUUGCACGGGGCCGGUUGCUCCAGUGCACGGUGGCCGUCGAUGAUCCAUGGCACAUCAGUCGACAUAUCUGCGGUCGGCCAUGCAUCGUCAUUCGCGGAAGAAGCUGCGCACCAACGUCCGCCCUUGUCGCCGGAAGCCUCGGCACAUCCGGAGGAGGUGCGAGCUGAACACGCGCCGGUGUCGCUGUCGAUGGUCAGCGCCGAGGAAACGCGAAGGGCCGCAGACGCCCGACCCCCUCUGUCGUCCCUGCUGGCGCGUCUACGCGGCAGAGCCGAAUCGGUCGCACAUAAAGCGGUGGAGCUGCUCCGUGGCUAUCUGUGGCGCCAUACAAUUCUUCUUCCAGCAGAAGUGGAGAAUUCAGCAACCGAAUGCCCAGCCGGUCCACGAGCCGACGUAGUGCAUCCUCAGCGACAACCACGCCGUCAGCCCGUGGAGAAAGUGGCCGAGCACACGCAACCAGCCUUUGCAUCAGCAACAUCACUCACGGCUGCGGAAGGGAUCACGCCACCGCCGGGCAUCCGUGUGGGCGCACCUUCAUCCACCGUUUCGCGCCGUGAGGUCGUGCACCUGCCCUCGCUAUGGAGGCUGCUGGAGCUAUACGCAGUGCAGUACUGGUCGUCUCUGUGCGCGCUGCUCAUGCUGAGCCAAUUCGCGGUGUGCGGCACCGUCGUCAAUCUUGCGCCGUCGUUUGUGAGCAUCGUGUACGCGCUGCUGCAGCGACCAUGGCCGCCAUUGUGGUACUGGCGCGUGCAACUGCUCUUCACCGCCUUGGCCUUCCUCGCCAAGGGCGCUGCGCGUGUCUACCUCCUCACCAUGGGGCCAUCUGUGAGCCUGACCACCUGUCGUUGGCUUAGCCUGCUGCUUCUACGCGUCGGCGUGGGCGCGCCAUCCGCUCCGGUGGCAUCGCUGUCGUCUCCGUCAUCGUCCACCAUGUUUGGCAGCGAAUCUCACCGCGAUAUGUGGGUGGAUCUUGCGUUGAGCGGGUGCGUCGUGACGGCUGUUGCUAUCCAGUGGGCUGUCGUCUAUCCGGACCACUGCGUAUUCUGGAAUUGCAAAGGCGAGCGUGACGCGACGGCAAACGUUUCGGCGGCCGCCUUCGCUUCAUUAGAGCCCAUCGGGCCACCCACUCGCGAAGCACGUCAGGGCAAGCCGCACCGCGGCGUCGCGGAGCUGUGGAGAAGCUGCAAGCGUCAUCUGCAGUGCUGGAGUGCGCACCGCUGCGGCGCUGGUGCCGAUUACUACGCCGCGCAACUCUUCUUUGACAGCCUCUCGCUCGCGCUUUUUGGCUGGGCCUACUACGCCAUUGUGCCCGAGGACAUCGCCACCUCUGAAGGCAACUUUCUCCACGCCGUUCAGCAGAACCAUCUGCCAGGCAUCUUCGUGGCCACCGCGCUGGGGCUCGUCGUUGUCCUCUUCCUGGAGCGCAUCCUCUACGUUCUGCACGCCCUUUUCGCCAAGUACCUGCUGCACUUCUUCUUGGCCGCUGUCUACCACGUGCUCUAUGUGCUCUGGCGCGCCGCGCAGGAGAGCAAGGGAGGCAGCGGUGCCACCCCCUCAGCCGCCACCACGGCGUCGGUAUCUCUGCUGCUCUCUGCGAAGUUCGCCUCUCUUUGGUGUGGCGCGCUGCAGUUGCGUCACGGCUACGCACUGCAUCACCUGCAUGAUCCCUUCACGAUCAAGACGGACCUGCUUCAUUGGUUGGGACACGUGUCGUUUCGCGCUGUGCCGUUCCUAAUGGAGCUGCGUGUAAUGCUGGACUGGUCGUUCAGUGCAACAACGUUGAAAGUGCAGCAUUGGAUGCUGCUAGAGGACAUCCACCACACGGUGUAUCGGCGCUAUGUCGACAUGCACGACCUGUACCACACAAGCCGUCACCACGGGCGUCACUUUCCAUACCUGGUCCGCCUUUACCAAGGCGUUCUCGGAUUCACCGUCAUCCUGUUCGUGCUCUUCUUUCCUCUGUUUUGGUACUCGACGUUUAGCCCGCAAGUGCGCGCGAGCCACGUCACGGCCUGGGCGACGGAGGUGGCUCUCGCUAGGAUGUCUUCUGUGCCGCUGUUUAGCGCUGACGCCGCGGUACGUCCGUUCAGCUUUCACGCAGCAGCAACGAUUUCGUUGGGUGGCGCCAGCGUGGGAGCUGCGGGCCUCCUGCGCUUUGCCGCCGUCACGGGCACUUGGCAGACGGCGCAUGUCGCGUCGUGCAGCACCCGGAUGUGGUCCUACACACCAGCAGCUCUGCAGGAACUUGUCGAUCGGCUUGGCAAACGAACUGAGGUGGUUACUCUUCUUGUGCGUCACCGCGUCACUCGCAACCGUGCCAGUGAGGCCGCGAUGAUCACGGUUGGCCUCGAGGAGUCGUACGCGCUGCCGCCCACAUCGCAGGCUCUUCUUGCCGAGGCGCUCAAUGCGUGGCGCACAAUGGAUGACGCUGACUCAGCCGGCACGGCAGAAUACUCAGCAAGCGCGUGGGAUCCUAUUGAAGUACCACUGCCGCUCCUGUACUCGCCGUAUGUGCUGAGUUAUGGAACGGGUGUCUCAUUCCUGUCAGGCGCGACCAUGCGAAGGGCGAACUGCUCAUUGACACUACACCGCACGGGGCGAUACCGCGGGUUCAGUUGUGUAAAGUGUGCCGAGGGUGGCCAAAGCAGCCCUGCAACAGCCACCUUCGCCGCUGCUACGACCGCCAAUCCCGCAGGCUCAUCGCAGAUCGCGUCAGGAGCGGAGAUUCGCGAAAUGUCAAGCCCGUUGACGUUUGUGGUUGCGUCCAACAACGUGGCGAUCGUGCAAAGCAGUUUCUCGCUGAUCCCCAACGUUGGCAUUAUCGCCCUCUACACCAGCUUUGUUUUGGUGAUGAGCAGCUACAUCCGCAACUACUUUGCUGGCGACGCGCACCGAGUUGUACUCCUGCAGCUGGCUAAUCCCGAGCCAGUAACGGAGCUGCUGCGCUACCUGUACCUCGCCCGCUCCUCCGCCAACGACGGACAAGUAGGUGACUUGGCCCUGGAGCAGCUUCUCUUCGUGGAGCUUCUCGACCUCCUCCGCUCACCGGAGCGCUUACUGCGACUGAGUGGCCGUCGCGUCGACGACUACGCAUAUUCAACGUACCGACAAGUGCUCUACGACGCAACGAGGCGGCCGUUUGCGCCUCCAGGUGAGGGAAGGGGCUAA